Messenger RNA from Echinops telfairi (small Madagascar hedgehog), 2356 nucleotides. It is a transcript of the gene TAFA3, whose product is annotated as TAFA chemokine like family member 3. The record is from RefSeq and is a predicted model, not a curated record. The transcript is spliced from 6 exons. Bases 187 to 588 code for a protein of 133 amino acids. NCBI's taxonomy places the organism in Eukaryota, Metazoa, Chordata, Mammalia, Afrosoricida, Tenrecidae. Gene Ontology annotation, biological process: positive regulation of microglial cell activation; neuroblast differentiation; negative regulation of microglial cell activation. Gene Ontology annotation, molecular function: receptor ligand activity.
CUCUCCCUGCCCGGAGCGGAGUCCCCCGUGCGGGGACGGCAGGCAGAGCCGAGCCGCGCAGUCCCGGGAACGCAGCAACUUGAGCCAGAGGGCCAUCCCCCAAUAACCCUUUCACUGGAUCAGGGAGAGUGAGUCUGACUGAGACCAGUGGGUGGACAAACAGAAGCCAAAGCUUUCCACAAGAGGAUGAGUGGCAGGGCUGCCCGGAACGGGGACUCCGGUGGCUGGCUGCUGGCACUUUGUCUGGCCUGGCUGUGGACCCACCUGGCCUCGGCUUCCUUGCAGCCGCCAACUCCCACAGGCCUUGUGAAGCAGGGCACCUGCGAGGUGAUCGCUGCGCACCGCUGCUGUAACCGGAACCGCAUCGAGGAGCGCUCGCAGACUGUCAAAUGCUCCUGCUCGACCGGCCAGGUGGCCGGCACCACACGGACCAAGCCAUCCUGUGUGGACGCCUCCGUUGUCCUGCAGAAGUGGUGGUGCCAGAUGGAGCCCUGCCUGCCGGGGGAGGAGUGUAAGGUGCUCCCGGACCUGUCGGGGUGGAGCUGCAGCAGUGGACACAAAGUGAAGACCACCAAGGUCACUCGAUAGCAUUUGGGGGCCAUGGCCUGGACAAGACAGGCUCAUCUGAGCCCUGGACUCAAGAGUACUGUUCCGGAUCCUUCAGCAAACACGAGGCCUCAUUGACCCGAACACCCCCACCACCACCACCACCACCACCACAUUCAGCAUCACUCCUUCCAGGAAAAGUUCCAUCCAGCUGCUCAGCAAGUGUGGAUGGAUCUCUGAUCACAUAUGUUCCUAGCCACGUGCUGAACACUUCUGAGGAUUUGUGCCAGCUCCUGACACAUUGAAGGACAGAUCUCCUGGUUGCUGCCAGACCAGGCCUGUCUCAUUUGGAGGGAUGGACUGACGUGAGGAAGAAAGGCAAACAUGAAGCCAAACAGCGGCUCACUCAAGCUUCUGCAGAGGUGUCACUUGGUGGACACUGUCCGUUGGGCGCUGGAUAGACAGGGCCUCAAAAUCAUCCUUGUCCAAGCACCUCAGGUUUUUGUUUACUUGUUUUAACAAAGUUAAAUUUUGUUUAACAAAAUUACUUGUUUUAACAGAUGAGGAAUCUCAGCGCCAGAGACAUGGGGUGACCUUCCCAAGGUCUCACCCGUGGGUCCUCAAGUCUUUAACACAACUUCCACUCUGGCUGUUGAGAACCAAACCUGGGCCUUCCACGUGGCUGUCUCCGGUACACGAAGAACACAUCGUCCUAGCUGAACAGCGUCAAUGUUUUUGCCUGUUUUGUUUUCCCUCAGGAAAGCUAGAAUAUUCAACAGUCUCUGUCCUCUCAUCUGAAAUAUCCUACCCCUCCUGUCCACUCUGCCUCAGCCCAGACAAUUCCAAACAGUGGUGAGGCUUACCUGAUUUGUGGGUGCCUGGCUCAUGACCGUCAGGGGCCACUCAAUCCAGGGGCAGCUAGGGCAAUCCCAGCUGUCAACCCCACGCCGGGCCUGGGCCACCUCUUCCAGGGUCCUUUGGCAGUGACUGUUGUGACGCUGGCUCCCAAAGAGUCCAGGCGGCUUUAAGGCUGUGGGUCUCCCCCUUCAAAGGUUCCUGCUGGGCAGUAGGGGUGGGAGAUAGGCACUCUGCCAUCGAAGGGGCUUGGCAUUGCCAGACUGACACUCUCAGUGGCGUGGAGAAAACACUCAGGCUUCCGGGUCUCAGGGGCAUGGGUUACUUGGUGAAUGGCAGCCUCCGUGAUUGUUGGAAUCUCCAGGACUUCAGGGACAGGAGUGGGGCCCUUGGGAACAGGGGUGCUGGUAGAGUGGCUCAGAAGACACUGAAUUCUGACCCCCGGAGAAGAUGAUGCGGAUAACAUGCGGGGGCUCUGCUCACCCUCCUUCCCCCACCUCCCCAUUCAGUAAAGCCAAGGCCAGUUGAUAUUGCCCCCUCCUCACCUCAAGUUUAUCUUGUUUUUAUUUCUUUUCUGGUAAUGGGGUGAACAGUGAUGCUGUUUUCUCCCUAGACUGUAAGCCCAGGUUGGCAGGCUAAAUACAGGUGGGUCUCUGCGGAUAGCGUGUUCAGGGAUCAGGGGGGUGGGAAGGAGUUGGUCAAAAUUUUCUCACAGUCUCCAUCGGGGCUGGGGAAUGGAUUAGGAGUUUGGCAAAUGUCUGGGAAAGAUGCAGAGAGUAAAUGGUUUAAGCACUGCCGACCACAUAAAUGCGAUCACGUAUUCUUUGUUUUGUUGUUGCUGGUUUGCUGUGUCCAUUUAUUCUUUUUUGUCUUUCCAGCCUUUUCUUCUUCGUCCCCCACGUCUACCGCUCCCUCCUCCACUUCCAGCUGCCCCGUAGCCUUCAAUGUCUGCUUG